Messenger RNA from Misgurnus anguillicaudatus (oriental weatherfish), 1974 nucleotides. RefSeq names its product divergent protein kinase domain 1Ab (gene dipk1ab). The record is from RefSeq and is a predicted model, not a curated record. Lineage: Eukaryota; Metazoa; Chordata; Actinopteri; Cypriniformes; Cobitidae.
UAGUAUUAGUAAAAAAAUUAACCCAGGUCAACAUAUUUUCCUUCUAUCUUCACUCAUAAUAACUCCCUCCGACUUGAUCAUUGUAUAUCUGCGCUUGGCUCAUAUGGUCUCAUCCAGAGGAUGCGAGCGCUGAUGUUACUCACCGCGCGUGAGGUGCGGCGCCACAGAGGAACAUCACAUAAACCUCGUCGUUCUCUCUCCACAUGUGUUGUGAAAUGUGGUGUUUCAAUCAUGGCACGGGGUCUGAUACCGUGGAUCUGGCUGAAGAGACCCGUCUAUAUCCAGGCCCGGUUUUCCUACCUCCAUAUGAAGUACCUGUUCUUUUCCUGGUUGGCUGUUUUCGUGGGAAGCUGGGUGGUGUACGUGGAAUACUCAUCUUACACAGAGCUGUGCCGUGGACAUGAGUGCAAGAACUCCAUCUGUGAUAAAUUUCAGAAGGGUGUGAUUGAUGGUUCUGCCUGCAACAGCUUGUGUGAGAAAGAGAAUCUUUACUUGGGAAAGUGUCUCUCUGCCAAACCCAGCAAUCAGGUAUACUCUGGCAUUUGGGGGGAUAUGGAAGGGAUCAUAAAGUGCCAGAUGGAGGAGGUCCCUCACUACGAUCUGGGUGUCCUAGAACUGGAGCCGCGGAAAGAAUUUGCCUCCUUUAACAGGCCGACAAAAGGAACAUCAGUGGAGAAGUUCAAAGAGAUGGUGUUUAGCCAUCUUAAGGCCAAAGUAGGAGACCAAGCCAACUUACAAGAUUUGGUGACCCUUGUGCUUGGAGUAGCUGACAGCAACAAUGAUGGCCAGAUCUCCUUGUCUGAAGCCCACUCAGCUUGGGCUUUACUACAACUGAACGAAUUCCUGCUGUCCGUCGUUUUACAGGAUCGCGGGCACACUCCCAGACUGCUGGGCUUCUGUGGGGACUUGUAUGUAACAGAGAAGGUGCCUUAUGUACCACUUUAUGGCAUCAGCUUACCGUGGUUGUUUGAGCUGUGGAUUCCAGGCGGUUUAAGGCGAAGCAUCGACCAGUGGGCUGCACCGUCCUGGCCACGCAAGGCAAAGAUAGCCAUCGGUUUGUUUGAGCUUGUUGAGGAUGUCUUCCAUGGCACAUUUGGAAGUUUCCUCAUGUGCGAUGUUAGCGCUGCAGGGUUCGGUUAUACAGAGCGCCACGAUAUAAAGGUGGUAGACGCAAGGCGAAUUGUGCCUGAAGUUUCUUUUCAGGAAGUGAUGCGUGAAAGGCGGUGCGACGAGGACAGUGACUGCUUGUAUGGGAGGGACUGCCUGACUUCCUGUGAUCUCACGAAAAACCGCUGCACUACAGAGGUCACUCAGCCGAAUCUGGCUAAAGUUUGUAGCACGUUGAAGGACUAUGUCCUUUACGGUGCACCAUCAGACAUUAAAGACGAACUGGAGAAACAGCUGUACGCCUGCAUUGGUCUCAAGGGUGCCACUGAACAGAUGGAAAUGGAGCACUCGCUGAUCCUCAACAACCUCAAAACUCUCCUGUGGAAGAAAAUAUCCCAUACUAAAGACUCCUAACUAAGUUAUUAUUACUCUUCUAUACAGAUAUACACAGCAAAUUAUGACCGACUGAUAUCACACAAAUCAUUGAAUCAAAUUUUUCUGAUUAUUUUUGUGCUGAAGUGGCAAAGUAUGCCAAUAUAACCUUUAUUGCCCCUUGUUUCAGAUUACUCAGACUUGACUCCAUCCCAAAUCAUAACAGCUUAGGCUCUCCUAAUGCAUGUCCCUCCACUGCCAAGAGAAAAUGCCAAAUUGCUGCUCUUCCUGUGGAUCAAUGUUCCGGAAACUGAGACAAUCAGACUGCGUCUGGUCUACGAUUGGAAAGAUAAAUUGAUUUUAGAACAUUUCAAUCAUUCUCCUUUUAACUAGCAAAGGAUCUAGAAACAAUUUGCAUGAUUUACAGUCAUUUUCAGACUGGUUAGAGAUGCACUGAUACAUCGUUAUCAGCCGAUUAAAGAUAUUUUUCAAACU